AUGUCGGCGGAGGGAGGUUUACCGGGUCAACCGCCCGCGAGCGAGGUCGCGGCGGUGGUGAGCGAUGGGAAAGUGGACGCGGGCGCGGGUGAUGGGAACGAGGUGCAGACGGCGACGCCGGCGCGGAGCCCGGGGCAGGGCGCGAAUGGAAGUCCGAAUAGCGACAAGACGACGAAGGACGGCGAAGUCGCGAACGAGGCGCCGGCGCGCACGCCGGCACCAGCGCUCGCGGUUUCGAGUCCGACGACGAUAGAUGUUGAAGUGCCGACGCCGCGCGGGGUCGACCAGAUGAGCCCGGACGGUAACAGAGAGUACAAGAUCUACAAGGAUAUCGAGUGUUGCUUUUGCGGCGCGCAGAAAAAGUUUAACGGAUACCUCGCGUUCAAGAAACACGUCGUGAGUUACUGCAGCGCCAAGCCCGAAGAGACUUUCGCCGAGUAUCAGCAGCACGUCGAAAAGUAUUGGGCCGAGCAACCCGCCAUGGACCAAGCCGAGAUGGUGAGCGCAUUCGUGAUGGAGGACGAGAACGACAAGGAUGAGACGGAUCGCGACAGCGACGCCGACGACGAUGGGCCGAGAAGCGAUACAGUGAAGCAUCGUGCUGAAGCAGAGGCUACGCACAACGCAGACAGCGAUGAUGAUCGACCAGCGAACAAGGCUGCGCUUCUCAAGACACCUGAAAAUCUUUUUGACGACGUAUCGAAUGUUGACGACAAGCUGACUGCGAACGAGUCUACUGAACCCAAUCGAAAGCGGCGAACAGCCGCGAGACCUUCGCGUUACACCGUAGGUAUCGACGACGAAGACGAGCGAGCAGCGAGCAGAGGUCGUGACAUCGACAAGUCUACGAACGAGUCGCAGGAAUGUGCGUGCACUGAGUGUGGAAAGUCGUUCAAGAAUGCGCACUCGCUAAAAAUACAUCAGAGCAAGAUGAAGCAUCGCGGCGAACUAAUCGUGCCUUUGACCGCUGGUGCGGUAGAGAAGAAAAACAAAACGCAAGCGUCUGUCAUCGUCACCAAUCAUUCGACGGCUUGCGAUGUGUGUGGAGUUUCAGUUAAGUCGCCAGCCGGGCUCGUGACGCACAAAGCGCGAUGGUGCAAAGGAGCGAAAUCAGCCGCUACGAGCGUCCCUAAUGCCCAAGUGGUCACGAAGGCAACAGAUAAGGCGCCUCCAAAAAUUGCGUCUGAAGCUCACACGCCGCUCAAAGAGCUAUCCGUCGGCGCGAAGAGUAGAAAAUGUUUACUUCGAGAAGAAAGCGGUUGCGAGUUCAAAGGUACUUCUUUCGAUGAUUUAGUGCGACACAUGCAGGUGGAACACGGCGUUAAAGUCACGCGAAUUGGUAAACAGUCUGCACAAGGAGAGUCACCCGGCGACGAGCCUGCCGUCGAAGAACAGUCCGUUCGACCGCAAACAGAAACGACAAUCUUACGCAUCUUUCACACGCAAAGAAGUUGUGCAGAGUGCUCGGCCAAGUUUCCAAACAAUUCAGGGCUGAUCGCUCACUACAAAGACGCGCACAAUGUACGGGCAUUCAUUACCGCGAAAGAGUUUAAAGAGGCGGAGGCGUUGAUGAACUCGUCGAGUGAUGCGUCGUUGCCAACUUCAGAGCCGAAACCUUCGUUGUCAAAACCGAAUAAGCUCACACAUGAGACGAGAGAUACCGAUCGUCCGAGUGGUAAAUCGAAAAAGACGCAGAUAACGUGCGAGUACUGUCAGACGUACACGGGUUUCUGGAAUGCAGGGUUUGCAGCUCAUCUGCGCAGCUGCAAGUUGAAGCACCCCCAAACCUCACCACUCGAAGAAGAGCCCCUGAACGUCGGAGUUAGUUUCCCGGGACCUCCUCGCACGAAAGAGAUGGAUCCUGGCGUUCGGUUUUGCGACGAGUGUGCGGCUGGAGAUUUCAAAUGCAAGUCGUUCAGACAGCUUUGCACGCACUACAAGAAAGAACACAACGUUGAACUGAUUGCGGCGGCAGCCGUCAUCGAAGAUCGGGUGGCACUCAAUCAGACUGACAUGGAGGAAGUGGAUGAGACGGUAGUCCACGACAAGGGAGUCCAUUCUAGUACCAAACACAUGGAAAUUUUAACGGACCAACUCCAAUGUCCAGAGUGCGAGUUCAAAGCGAAGCAACAUAGGGGUUUGUGCACGCACAUGAGGAUGAAGCACAAGACGAUUCCCAUCCCCGUUGAGCCGCCGAGCAGACGUAAGAGAUCUCGAGCUGCGAGCGUUACUGCGGAGGAUGAAACGCAUGCCUUGGUUCCAGUGAAGAGAAUGACGCGUGAGCUGGACGACGCGUUACCGGGUAACGAAAUCGUCGAGGUGAAAAAUUUCCAGCAACUCGUAAACUCGUUCAAAGAACUUUCUGCAGCGCACAAAGAACUCGUGCGCUCGCACGAAGAGCUUGCGCGCUCGCAUGAAAUCGCAACGCGAACGAACGUUCAGUACGAGGAUCGAAUUGCGGUGUUAGAAAGCGGUACGUCACAAGGUGGCGAUCGUCGUCGUGGCGCCGGGCGUGGAGCGCUGGCGUUGCACGCGCCAGACGCAAACACGCAGGUCGUGUACCACAAUCCUGGUGGCUUGGAUUGCUCUCCAGUUGUCACCUGGGGACGACAAGUGUGGCUUUCUGGUAUUACUUGUGGCGGUGUGGUCGAACCCACGUUCACGGGACAAAUGCGCCGUGUGUUUGAUAAUUUGGUCAGACUCCUCGUGAUGGCCGGCACUGACGUCGCUCACUUGCUGCAAGUGAAAAUUCACCUCAAAGACAUCCGAGAAAUGGAAGCGGUGUGUGAUAUCUGGGACAGAUUUUUCUCCGAUGCGGGCAUCACGCGAGAACAUCGACCCUGUAGACACAUCACGCAAGCCGUGCUGAGUAACGCAAAGUUGCAAGUCGAAAUGUUCGCCGAAGCGGUGCUCCCGGGCGAAGGAGAACAGGCGUUUCCGAGCGGUCUGCCGCCAAAACGCAUCGCGAAUGCGUGAACGAAUGAAAGUGUACAUUUUAGCGCGACCCAUUCGGGA
Molecule: messenger RNA, 3015 nt
Organism: Ostreococcus lucimarinus CCE9901
Lineage: Eukaryota; Viridiplantae; Chlorophyta; Mamiellophyceae; Mamiellales; Bathycoccaceae
Exons: 1
Coding region: 1-2976 (991 amino acids)
Biological process (GO): regulation of transcription by RNA polymerase II
Cellular component (GO): nucleus
Molecular function (GO): RNA polymerase II transcription regulatory region sequence-specific DNA binding; DNA-binding transcription factor activity, RNA polymerase II-specific
Source: RefSeq, a predicted model, not a curated record